Leptopilina heterotoma is the source of this 1219-nucleotide messenger RNA. RefSeq names its product palmitoyltransferase ZDHHC22-like. Gene Ontology annotation, biological process: peptidyl-L-cysteine S-palmitoylation; protein targeting to membrane. Gene Ontology annotation, molecular function: protein-cysteine S-palmitoyltransferase activity. Gene Ontology annotation, cellular component: endoplasmic reticulum; Golgi apparatus. The transcript has 2 exons. The coding region runs from base 242 to 1072 and encodes 276 amino acids. NCBI's taxonomy places the organism in Eukaryota, Metazoa, Arthropoda, Insecta, Hymenoptera, Figitidae. The record is from RefSeq and is a predicted model, not a curated record.
AGAAAUUCACUGGUAUAAUAACAACAACAACAACAACAACAAUGAAACUGAAAGUUAUUAACGUUAUUUAUUUUAUACCUUUAUAUUAAAAUGAUUCUCAAUGAAUUUACAUUGUUUCAAACCAUUUAUCUGGUCCGAGCCUUUAUAUAUAUAUUCAGCUAAUUAAAACGAGAUAAAUAUACAAGCAGCUGAAUUAGAAACAUAUUGCCUUGCACAAAAAUUUCUCAAAAAAACGAAAACAAUGAGGAAAUUUUAUUUUAUUGUUUUAAAGAUUUGUCCAUUAAUUGCAUUUAUUUAUAGUAUUAUUUCAAAUUUUGUCACAAUGUACAUUAGCGAUGGGAUCUCGUUUAUUUAUCUCUUUAUUUGCAUUCAAUUGCAAUUAAAUUGGUACACAGCUUGGAAAAUUGGAAAAAAUGUCUCAACAUUAAAAGCAGAAAAUCUAAAUCAAAGUACAAUAUUAAAUAUAGAUUAUCGUAGAGCAAAUUCCUUUAUAUCGAGCGAAAGAGAGAGGAAAUUUUGGUAUUGUGAAAAAUGUCGAAAUUACACACGUAAAAUGGCUAUUCAUUGUCCUUUGUGCGAGAAAUGUUAUCAUUUUCGUGAUCAUCAUUGUUUCUUUAUGGGCACUUGUGUUUUACGUCAAAAUAUGGGAAAUUUUAUUCUCUUAUGUUUCUAUUCAUCGCUUUCCUGCCUCUAUUCGAUAUUUAUACUCGGCCCCUAUUUAUACGCACAUUUGAAUCAUUUUAUUAGGCCAGAAUCGAGUAAUUUCAAUGUUUUGUUAAGUUUUUGUUUUCCUAUUGCACUGGCUCGAUUUUUAUUUUCCGAUGAGGAAUCAUGUUUACUUUUGGUUACACUCUUCGAUGCAUUAGUCGCAACAUUUUGCAUUGGAAUUUCCUAUGGCAGUUGGAAAUUAUAUGCAUGUCUCAUGGGGAAACAAAUCUAUAGUUUCAAUAUUCAGAAAAAGGAGAGUUUUACAGAAAUUUUCGGACAUUAUGGUCUUGUAAAUAUUUUAUUUCCUUUCGAUAGUUUAGUAAAUUUUAAAUAUCAAAAUAAUUGUUAUCUCAAGGAAGUGUAAAUUUGAGCUGAAAAUUAGUUUAAAAAAAUGCAAAAAAUAAAAUGAUUCUUUUGAAAAUAAUUUGUAAAUAAGGUAUUAAAAAUCCACGCAGAAAUUCUCUAUGAGGAAUUUGUCAAAGUUUAAUAAAUAUUGAAAUUAGAAUAUUUA